GGGUGGGAGGCGCCGGCCGAGGCUAUAAAAGGGCGGGCGGGCGCGCGCGGCGCGCAGUGCGGGCGCCACGUGGAGCGGACGCGGAGCGCGCGGCACCGCCAUGGCCUCCAACGAUUACAGCCAGACGGCGACCCAAAGUUACGGCGCCUACCCCGCCCCCCCCAGCCAGAGCUACUCGCAGGGCGGGGGGCAGAGCUACGGGCAGCAGAGCUACGGGGGCUACGGGCAGAGCUCGGACACGGGGUACGGACAGGGCGGGUAUGGAUCCUCCUACGGGCAGAGCCAGAGCGGUUACUCGGCGCCGGCGGCUCCUCCUUCCUACGGCUCCGGCGGCUUCGGGUCCGGGCAGAGCUCGCAGGGCAGCUACGGCCAAACCUCCUCCUACCCUGGCUACUCACAGCCCCCCGCCGCGGCCUCGGCCUCGGGCAGUUACGGCAGCGGCUCCGGCAGCUCCAGCUACGGGCAGGCGCCGAGCGGCGGCUACAGCCAGCAGCAGAGCGGGGGCUACAGCCAGCAGAGCUACGGGCAACAGUCGUCCUACAGCGCGCCGCCGAGCUACAGCCAGCAGGGCCAGUACAGCUCCGGGGCCUCCAACAGCUACGGGCAGGACGGGGGCAGGGCUUCCAAAAUUCCUGAUUAUCUUCUAAUUUAUCUCCUCAGCGGUGGUGAGCGUGGUGGCUUCAAUAAAUUCGGUGGACCCCGGGACCAGGGGCCCAGGCAUGACCCAGGCGAGCAGGACAACUCGGACAACAACACGAUCUUCGUGCAGGGGCUGGGCGAGAACGUCACCAUCGAGUCGGUGGCGGAUUACUUCAAACAGAUCGGCAUCAUCAAGACCAACAAGAAGACGGGCCUGCCCAUGAUCAAUCUCUACACCGACCGUGAGACCGGCAAGCUCAAGGGCGAGGCCACCGUGUCCUUCGACGACCCGCCCUCGGCCAAGGCCGCCAUCGACUGGUUCGACGGCAAGGAGUUCUCGGGGAAUCCCAUCAAGGUUUCGUUCGCCACUCGCCGCGCCGACUUCACCCGCGGCGGCGUCGGCCGCGGCCGGGGCCGGGAGGUGAGGCCCAAAAUUCAACUUUUUCACACCAAAAUCCACUUUUUCCAUCCCAAAAUCCACCUUUGCACCCCAAAAUCCACUUUUCCAUCCCAAAAUCCACCUUUUCUAGCCCAAAAUCCCCUUUUCACUUCAAAAUUCACCUUGCUAUCCCAAAAUUCACCUUUUCUAGCCCAAAAUUCACCUUGCUAUCCCAAAAUCCACUUUUCCAUCCCAAAAUCCACCUUUGCACCCCAAAAUCCACUUUUCCAUCCCAAAAUCCACCUUUUCUAGCCCAAAAUCCCCUUU
Camarhynchus parvulus is the source of this 1345-nucleotide messenger RNA. Its product is annotated as RNA-binding protein FUS-like. The transcript is spliced from 11 exons. Gene Ontology annotation, biological process: regulation of DNA-templated transcription. Gene Ontology annotation, cellular component: nucleus. Gene Ontology annotation, molecular function: transcription coregulator activity; RNA binding. The record is from RefSeq and is a predicted model, not a curated record. The coding region runs from base 101 to 1330 and encodes 409 amino acids. Lineage: Eukaryota; Metazoa; Chordata; Aves; Passeriformes; Thraupidae.